AUGUUCAGUCCUUCGGUGUACCUCUCGAUUGGUGAUGAGUACGAUAAACCCUCCGCGAUGCCAUCGAUUGGGGUGAAGAGCGGCGGAAGGAGUUUUGUCGUCCCAAUGAAACGUUCCCCGCACAUCACCGACGCCGUUUUUCAAAAGCCUUUUAUUUCCCUCGCCGUCGGUGAUGAGUACGUCGCUGUUCCACCGCACGGUACAUUUCGCCAGCCGCUGGAUAAAAAGAAGGCUGGAAUGACGGUGUUGGUUCCCUUUAAACCCCCGAGUCGUCCCCACAAAUCAAACGGCAGUGGGACGUACUACGGCACAUUUAACGAGGGCAAUCCGCCCAGGCACGAGGCAGAGUUGCCGCUGAUUGAUACCAAAAAAGCGGGUACCCCGGCAGCUGCCACAACCCCGGAAUGGCCCAAGCGAAGAAUAUACACAAAUCCUGGUAAAAAAGGUACCUACGGUUACGUGGGCCUGACAAUCGGCAAGGCAGGGGAGGUGCAGUACAUAGCGGACCCCAUCGCCCCAUAUACCAUGUCUACACGCUCAAGCAGUCCACGUUCGCAAAAACCAUUUAAAGCAGCCGUGAAAAGUGGCGGAUGCUUCGAUGAGAGUCCAAAUGGCUUCACUACAGUGUACAGCAUUAGCAGACCACUUCCCCCCAAGAAACCACCCAUGCCGCGUCCGCCACUCGAUGUUAAGCCAUGGAAGCCUGCUGGUGCUCUUUUGAGGGAAAUUAUUAAACCACCAGAAUACCAGGAAGAUCCGUAUGACUUGAAGGAAAAACGAAUCCGAGAGGAAAGACAAAAGGAGCAAAGCUAUAAGCCAUGGUGCCCCGCAGGCAAUGAUCCCUACCGCCACAUCUUUCACUACCCUGUGCGAUUUGAUCCCCCACCAUUGAACGAAUAG
Trypanosoma cruzi is the source of this 900-nucleotide messenger RNA. RefSeq lists its product as uncharacterized. The transcript has a single exon. The coding region runs from base 1 to 900 and encodes 299 amino acids. NCBI's taxonomy places the organism in Eukaryota, Euglenozoa, Kinetoplastea, Trypanosomatida, Trypanosomatidae. The record is from RefSeq and is a predicted model, not a curated record.